Messenger RNA from Solanum tuberosum (potato), 2575 nucleotides. RefSeq names its product F-box/LRR-repeat protein 14. Gene Ontology annotation, cellular component: SCF ubiquitin ligase complex. Gene Ontology annotation, molecular function: protein binding. Gene Ontology annotation, biological process: SCF-dependent proteasomal ubiquitin-dependent protein catabolic process. The record is from RefSeq and is a predicted model, not a curated record. NCBI's taxonomy places the organism in Eukaryota, Viridiplantae, Streptophyta, Magnoliopsida, Solanales, Solanaceae. The transcript is spliced from 18 exons. Bases 322 to 2055 code for a protein of 577 amino acids.
UACUUCUUCCACUUUCCAGUUCCUUCCUACUCUCAUCUCCUCCAUUUUCCUCUCUCUCAACUGUUUCCAUGAAGAGUGAUCGUUAAGAUGAUCGAGACGUGAAGAAUCGGAACACUGGCGAGUUUUCAAGUAUCGGAAUACAAGUCUCGUUUGUUGUAACAUUUCUGUGUACUGGAGGUUUUGUCAACAAAGGCAAAAUAGUGUGAACUCAUUCAUUUGGGGGUAUCAGAGGUAACCUGAAAUUUAGUAGACCCCAUGGAUUGCCGCUCCAGCUAUAAUCUGCAUUUUUUCUGACAUAAAGAAAGUCCAACACUAUAUAAAAUGGGAGGAGCAUGUUCUAGGAAGCGUGACCAGCAGGUCAGUGAGGAUAGCCUACACAGAGGAGUUUCUGGACGAUACUCCAAAAGUGCAAGUUCAAAAUGGUUGGGAACUUCAUUUUCUCGAGGAGCAGAUGCUAAACAGGGAAAAGGAAAAUGCCCAUCUCUCAUGGAAUUGUGUAUUCAUAGAGUCUGUGAAGACAUCGAUAAAUACAGUACCUUCUCUGUAUUGCCUAGGGAUAUAAGUCAGCAGAUCUUUGAUGAAUUGGUUUGCUUGCAGCGUCUUACAGAUGUCUCUCUCGAAGCAUUUAGAGAUUGUGCUCUUCAGGAUCUGAAUAUGGGAGAAUAUCCUGGGCUUAACGACUGUUGGAUGGAUGUUAUCUCUUCACAGGGUUCAUCUCUACUUUCCCUAGAUCUGUCGGGGUCUGAUGUCACAGAUCCUGGACUGACUAAUCUCAAAGAUUGCAAAAAUUUGCAAGCGCUAAAUCUUAAUUAUUGUGACCAGAUUACCGACUGCGGGGUGGAAAAUAUUAGUGGUCUAACAAACUUGACAACGGUGAGUUUUAGGAGGAAUAAUACACUCACUGCUCAAGGGAUGAGUGCGUUGUCUGGGUUAAUUAACUUGGUGAAACUAGAUUUGGAGAGGUGCCCAAAAAUUCAUGGGGGAAUGGUUCAUCUUAAAGGUCUAGCAAAGCUUGAAUCUCUUAACAUCAACUGUUGCAAUUGCAUCACGGAUUCGGAUAUGAAACCUCUUGCAGGCCUGACAAAUCUGAAAGGAUUGCAAAUUUCAUCCAGUAAAGUCACAGAUUAUGGUGUUUCUUUUCUGAAAGCUCUAGAAAAGCUUACUCUGUUGAAUAUGGAGGGUUGCCCUGUUACUGCAGCGUGCCUGGAGUCUCUCUCUGAUCUUCAUUCUCUGCUAUAUUUAAACCUGAGCAGAUGUUGUUUGACUGAUGAUGGAUGUGAGAAGUUUUCAAGUUUGCAGAGCUUGAAAGUGCUGAAUUUGGGAUUCAAUGAGAUCACAGAUGCCAUUCUUGUGCACCUGAAAGGUUUGUCAUACUUGGAGAGCUUGAACCUGGACUCAUGUAGGAUUAGAGAUGAAGGGCUGAUUUAUUUGUCAGGUCUUCAUCGCCUGAAGAGUUUGGAGUUGUCUGACACUGAAGUUGGAAACAAUGGGAUCCGUCAUCUCUCAGGGUUAAGGAACCUAGAGAGCUUAAAUCUGUCCUUUACUGUUGUCACGGACAGUGGUCUAAAGAAGCUCUGCGGGCUAUCCUCUUUGAGGUCGCUCAAUUUGGAUGCACGCCAAAUAACCGAUACUGGGCUUGCAGCACUUACAAGCUUGACUGGGCUAACUCACUUGGACCUUUUUGGAGCUAGGAUCACUGAUUCCGGAACAAGCUAUCUUCGAUAUUUUAAGAAUCUGCGUUCCCUGGAAAUUUGUGGAGGAGGUUUAACCGAUGCUGGUGUAAAGAACAUCAAGGACCUGACGUCCUUGACACUGCUGAAUCUUUCUCAAAACAGUCACCUGACUGAUAAGAGCUUGGAAGCGAUUUCUGGGUUGACACAGCUGGUGUCUCUGAAUGUUUCAAAUUCUCGCGUAACAAGUACAGGGUUGCAACAUUUGAAGCAACUCAAGAACUUGAAAUCACUUACCUUGGAAUCCUGCAAGGUGACUGCAAAUGACAUCAGGAAACUUCAGUCAACUGAGCUCUCAAAUCUGGUGAACUACAGGCCUGAAUAGAUGAUGCAAGGAUACUUGUUUUGAUCACCUAGUCAGUGCUAGGGAACUGCUGUACAUAGAUCAACAAUAAAUCAUGUUAUUUUUUGAAUUGUAAAUAAUGUGUAUUGCAGGUUUGCCUAGAUGCCACUCUUCUGUGUAUCUUGGUCGAUCUUUUCAUCAUGCCAUAGAUGAAGCCUUCUCUCGUAUUGGGCACUUCAGUAUGAGGGAAAAUGUAGAUAAGCUUCCUUGGCACUGGGGGUAGGUAAAUAGGUUUUGUACAUAUUUGUAAGAAACAGCAACCACUUCUGAAUUCUGAAUUGGUGUUGCGCCAUCAGGUUUCGGCUUUAGUAAGCUUAUAUUCGGCUAAGGUUCAGAUGUGGAAAUCAUUAUUUCCUUGGCAAGUGGAAAAACAAUUUCGUGAAAUGCUUGGCGUUUUUACCUUUUCUGUUGCUUAUGAACAAUUACCUAGGGAACUUUGUUUGGAUAAAUAUUCUAUGGAUGUAUCCUUGUGCUUAGUGUCAGUUGUGGGUUCAAUCUUGUA